GAUGAAAGGCGUGUCUUUGUUGUAAGUUCGCGUUUAGAUGAUUUACCUCAGUGUGCAACAACAUGCAGCAGCAUUACCACACUGGAUGAACAAAUGGAGAAGUCAUGGCGGCUUUUGUCAUCUCGUUAUUCUCGUCCUCUUCAGGCGCGUCUCCACCUUCCUCCUUCUAUGGUGGGACACGACACACAGGAAGCGCCAGUCGUGUAGUUGAGCAACACCAAGUUGUAUCAGCUGACGAACCUCCUGAACAUCUACUACAGGAAGAGGUCGAAGCUCUAAGGCAACGCACAGACGCUUUACGCAAUGGGAGACGGGCACGAGCCAAGAUACUAGACAAAUUGCAGACGGAUUUGAAGCAAGAGCGCGCAGAGUUAUUGGCAUUCGAUAGGGCUUCGGAUGCUUCUCACGAAGCCCUUCUUGGAAUCUUAGGCCACAUUGCGCAGCAAAUGAACCACCUGGAACAAGAAACGGGACAAUUCGCAACGGUUCUUAGACCUAUAAUAUUAUAAGAUGAACGACCACUAGGGUUGAGCUUUACUGGGUCAUGGUAUAAGAGUGAAAAUCUGUUCAAUUUUGUUUUCCUAACAUACUAGAUGUAGAUCCUUACAAUUCUGACUGCAUUGAUUUCAUUUGUUCUACUUAUCUAUCUUUCAAUCAUCUACUAGGAAGAACAAGAACUACAUUCAAGGUAGAUCAUCGUGUGUCCCUAAAACAAGUUCAGAAACUGUGUCCUAUUCAAAAUGAAACCCAGACCGUCCUCGCUGGCCCGCGCACAACGGAGAGGGUCCAAAUCCUUCAAAAGCGUCUCACCCGACUGCAGGUAGAGAUCACCGAAGCCACUGCAGGUCGUAUACUAGACGAACGCUGUGGAAUUAGUACUAAUACUACUUCAAAGAAGGGCUCGUCACCUAGAAGUAAGACUAAUUCACCGAAACAUCCAC
Molecule: messenger RNA, 941 nt
Organism: Amoebophrya sp. A25
Lineage: Eukaryota; Dinophyceae; Syndiniales; Amoebophryaceae
Source: the annotation of a GenBank genome assembly